UUGUAUUGCACACCUCUAAAAAAAAACACCGCUCUAAUUCAUAAAUAUAAAAAAGAUCCUCUGAGGAGGGCACUUUUGUGAUGGCAACUUCACUUCUAGGGGUGAGUCUAAGGAGUUUCUUGCUGGUUUAAUUAGUCCUACCAUUGUUCUGCCGAGGGGAUUAAAAUUACUUCGGUCAGCGAAGGAAAGACAGUCACUUGAUUAUGUGUUGUGGAAGCAAGUGAGCAGAUCCAAGCGGAGGUUCAUUUCUAAUCUGCGACCUGGUUUCUAUCCGACAAAUUCUUCUCAUGUUCAUAGUACGUCCAUGUUGGAAUAUAUAUGAUAUAUAUAUAUUUGACCGGUGCCUAAAGUUAGUACUUGUUUUAUCCUAGCUUUUAUACCAUCCAUCCUACAGGAGGAACCGCGAUUAGGUUCGACACCUUUAGCCAUGCUGGCUGCGACUUGCAACAAGAUCGGGUGCCCUUCUCCAUCCGCGAUUUCGGAUAACACGUCGUCUUUCGGAAAGGGAUUUCACCCAUGGAAGCGCGCAACGGCUAGCAGCUGCAGUCUGGGCUCGGGUUUAUCCUCCAGUUUUGGCGUGACCAGAAACGGCGGGGCUUUGACAGACUCCUUCGGUGCUGGUGGCACAACUGCGUCUAGCGCCUUCUCACUGACACCCGGAGCCUCCUCCAACUCUCAUCUCGGCAACGACUACCCCGUGUUCCAGCCACCGGCAUCGAGCGCCUCUCAGGAAGCCGGCCAUCAGCCAGUGUUCAUCUCCAAAGUGCACGCCAGCGUGGACGGCUUACAAGGCAUCUACCCGCGCAUGAGCGUUGCGCACCCGUACGAAUCAUGGUUCAAAUCUUCGCACGCCGGGUUGCCGACUGGCGAUGUUGGUGCCACAAGCGCUUCCGCCUGGUGGGACGUUGGCGCCGGAUGGAUUGACGUCCAAAACGCCAACGGCGCCGCAGCGCUGCAGACACCACUCCACUCAGGAGGACUCCAAACGUCUUUGCAUUCGCCGCUGGGCGGCUACAACUCGGACUAUUCCGGUUUGAGUCACUCUGCAUUCAGCACAAGUGCGUCGCCACACCUGCUGUCCGGCGGGCAGCACAUCAUGGACGGCUUUAAGCCUGUACUCUCUUCCUACCCGGACUCGAGCCCAUCUCCCCUGGGCGGCGCAGGAGGUGCCAUGCUGAGCGCGGCCCCGUCUGCCUCACUGGCUGGCUCACCCAGGUCGUCAGCGCGCCGCUACUCGGGCCGUGCCACGUGUGAUUGCCCCAACUGCCAGGAGGCAGAACGCCUGGGACCUGCGGGUGCGAGCUUGCGCCGUAAAGGCCUUCACAGCUGCCACAUCCCCGGUUGUGGCAAGGUGUACGGCAAGACGUCGCACCUCAAGGCGCAUCUGAGGUGGCACACGGGCGAGCGGCCUUUCGUGUGUAACUGGCUCUUCUGCGGCAAGCGCUUCACGCGCUCCGAUGAGCUCCAGAGGCACCUGCGCACGCACACAGGUGAGAAGCGUUUCGCAUGCCCUGUGUGCAACAAGCGCUUCAUGCGCAGUGACCACCUGAGCAAACACGUGAAGACCCACAGUGCAGGCGGCUCUGCGGGCUCUGGUUCGGGCGGCAGCGGCGGCAAAAGGGGCAGUGACACCGACAGCGAGCACAGCGGGCCCGGCAGCCCUUCAUGCAAUUCCCCCGACUUGCUACAGCCCGCCGAGGCACUUCCGCCGAGUAUGAACGGCCGCGCCAACUCCCUCGAUUAAACUGCUUAAAAUGACUGGAAUUGAAGCGGCAGGGUUAGUGACCUUUACAAACAAGGUACUGAGGUUUACUAAGAAAUAACUGAGGAGCCAGCUUCACUUCGACGUUAUCAAGACAUAAAGUUGAUGAUAACGCAAAAAGUCAGCCUUGGCCCGGACAGAUUCUGUGACGCAGUCGCAGGAAAGAAGUGAAAACUUUUGGGGGAAAUCUGGGCACGAAGACGAAUUUGCUCCAAAGGCCCAUUUUAAUGGAUUCGUGUUGGAUACAGUUGAAUUCGUUAAAUCAAAGUUUUGAAAUGUCAAUCAGUGAAAGGGCCAGCAAUGUUUCGCUUCUGUUCUGUUUCCUCAAAAUAAAACAGUGGCACUUUAUUCACAAAAUUCACAAUUAAAAUACGCUGUAAUGUGGCCAAGAUUUUUUUUGUUCAAAAUAAUUUCUUUAAUAUUGCAAAAAAAAAAAAAAGAAGCAUAGCAUAUAUGUCGCACAUUGGUCUUUAUUCAGGAAGAAUACAAAAGCUGACAAUAUUUGUAUGAAAUUUACUUAUUUGCUAUUGCUGAAAAAUGUACAUAUUGAAACUGUAUAGAAUAGUUUAGAGGAUUAUUACAUACCUGUGUAAAAGUUUGGGUAACGUACUGUCCAAGAUACAUUUUUGUAUAGUAGCUAUUUUUAGUUGCAUAUUGACUUUAGUAAAUAUAUCAAAUGGAGUGCAUUUUUGUCAAGACGUCAUAUUUAUCCAUAAAUUGGACUUUCUUUUUUGUAUAACUGAUCUUUAAUUUUGCGAUUUAAUAGAGUCGCACCUUUAAACUGUAAAACUGAAAAAUCGAAAUUAAUGACAUCAUUUAUGUCAGCAUGCACAUGUGAGAGGAGCUCAUUUCAAUACUUUUCUCCCAAGAAAUGGCUCUCUCUCUCAAAGCCCCUCAAUAAAGGCAAC
Tachysurus fulvidraco (yellow catfish) is the source of this 2670-nucleotide messenger RNA. RefSeq names its product sp8 transcription factor b (gene sp8b). The record is from RefSeq and is a predicted model, not a curated record. The coding region runs from base 428 to 1744 and encodes 438 amino acids. Gene Ontology annotation, molecular function: DNA-binding transcription factor activity, RNA polymerase II-specific; RNA polymerase II cis-regulatory region sequence-specific DNA binding. The transcript is spliced from 2 exons. Gene Ontology annotation, biological process: regulation of transcription by RNA polymerase II. NCBI's taxonomy places the organism in Eukaryota, Metazoa, Chordata, Actinopteri, Siluriformes, Bagridae.